CGUGACGCAAGCAAAUACAGGAAGUACCCGGGCAGCAGUCAGGCGACGCAAACAACAGCCAUUCGCGAUACGAGUUUUACCCAACAGCAAUGGUCAUGCACCGCGUAGAAAACAAGUGACACUGAAGUUAGGAACUGUGUGAAAAGAUGGAGAUGAAAGGAGCGCUCGCCGUCGCGCUGCUGUCCGUCAUCUCCCUGAUAUCACAGGUAAAUUGCCAAGAGGCUGUUUUGCACAUUUCAAAUGGAAGCUUAGUCAGGGAAUACUGUAUCGUCCACAAUCACUCCUGGACGCCUCUUCCAGAAACGCUCGACACUGCUACGGCGUUCCCGUUAGCCAACUGGACCUCCACCGUGCUGUGCAACGCCUCAGGAGUCCUUCCAGAUGUGGUUAAGGGCAAAGCGAUGGCGGUGAUGAGGGGGGACUGUGACUUCAGCCAGAAGGCUCUUGUUGCCCAGAGCCUCGGUGCUACGGCGCUGCUCAUUGUCAGCAACACAACACUGAUCACUCCUUCAGCCAAUGAGUCGGAGUAUGCAAAGGUCCACAUUCCUCUGGCUCUCAUGAGGUAUAGGGACUUCCUGACGGCAAAGCAGGUCUUUGGCGAAGGAAUGCAAGCCAAGCUGUUCGCGCCGCCAUAUUCCAAGAUUGAUCCGAACAUUGCUGUCAUGCUGCUGAUUUCUAUCGUAACAGUGGCUCUGGGUGGCUACUGGAGCGGAGCCUGUGAACGGGAGCGCUUUAACAGUUACUCUGCAGGGGGAGGAGGAGGAGGAGGAGGAGGAGGAGAAGACAGCAAGGGGGACAGCAACAGAGUCUUCCUGUACUCCCCCCUCAACGUGGUCAUCUUCGUCAUCUUGAUGUGCGGGAUGCUGGUGCUCAUGUACUUCUUCUAUAACGUUGUCGUUUACAUCAUGAUCGCCAUCUUCUGCUUGGCUUCUGCCUCUGCGCUGUUCAGUUGCCUGGACGCGGUGCUGGACAAAAUCGGCUGCGGCACUUUAAGCUUUUCUGUGCAAAACAAGAGCUUCUCAGUGAGGUCCAUCCUGCUGGCUGCCCUGUGCAUUAGCGUCGCUGUGGUCUGGGGAGUGUACAGAAAUGAAGACAGAUGGAUCUGGAUCCUCCAGAACCUGCUUGGCUUUGCUUUUUGCCUCAACUUUAUGAAGACCAUCACACUCUCCAACUUCAAGAUCUGUGUGAUUCUGCUGAGCCUCCUCCUGCUGUAUGAUGUCUUCUUUGUGUUCAUAACUCCUUUCUUCACAAAGAAUGGCGUCAGCAUCAUGGUGCAGGUCGCUCUCGGCCCCGACGCCACCGGGGAGAAGACACAAGGUAACAUGGUGGAGAUCCCUGCUGAACCCCAGGCUCCUUCUGAGAAAAUACCCGUGGUGAUGCGCCUCCCGCGCUUCUCCGCCUGGGCUCAGAACCUGUGUGGGAUGCAGUUCUCCAUCCUCGGUUACGGAGAUAUCAUCGUCCCAGGUCUCCUGGUGGCCUAUUGCAGCAGGUUUGAUGUUUGGAUCAACAGCAGAAGGAAGGUGUACUUCAUCAGCUGCUGCUUUGCCUAUCUCCUGGGGAUGGUGCUGACGUUCGCGGUGAUGCUGCUGUCGGGGAUGGGCCAGCCGGCUCUGCUCUACUUGGUGCCUUUCACCUUGAUAACCUCAGCCGUGGUAGCGGGCUGCAGGGGAGAGAUGAGGCAGUUCUGGACAGGGACCACGUACGAGGUUUUGGAUUCACCCAGGGAACCUUUGCUGCCAGGGUCAGGGUCCUGCUAAGAAGCAAAUAUGCUUCCAUACCAGCAGUAAAUUCAAACAGCCAGAGGGAAGAACUGACCGUGCCGUAGGGGAAAGUUGCUGAGCCCCAAGUGCUGCAUCUUUUUUCUUCUUUUUUUUUUCUUUUUUAUGAAGUUUUCUUUAUUUGACAUUUUCAUAGCAAGGGUAGGCAGUAUGUUUAAUCUGACUCUUCUGAAUCCCUUUAACUGACGUGAUCGGGAGCUUGGGAAGCGCUGGAUCGAGGCAAAGAAGACAUUUAAGUGAUUAGAAUAUUUUAUAGUAGUUAAGAGGUCUGUUGUGUUCACUAGCAGUAAACCGUAAUGAAUUUGCCUCGGUGAUGAUCAAACAAACAGAAAAUUGGAAUGCACUUUAUGGUAUUUGGUUAUGGGCAGAAUAAGGGGAGGGGGUUUCAAUAACUACCUGCAGUGUAACAUAAGUUUGAUAACUGGGGGUUCUGUAUAAUCUUUUUGUAAGAUAUGACUUCUUUGUUUGCCUUAUAUUAAAGAACCUACUUAAUAUUGA
Fundulus heteroclitus (mummichog) is the source of this 2276-nucleotide messenger RNA. It is a transcript of the gene sppl2a, whose product is annotated as PA_hSPPL_like and Peptidase_A22B domain-containing protein. Bases 147 to 1757 code for a protein of 536 amino acids. Gene Ontology annotation, cellular component: lumenal side of endoplasmic reticulum membrane; Golgi-associated vesicle membrane; lysosomal membrane. Gene Ontology annotation, biological process: membrane protein proteolysis. NCBI's taxonomy places the organism in Eukaryota, Metazoa, Chordata, Actinopteri, Cyprinodontiformes, Fundulidae. Gene Ontology annotation, molecular function: aspartic endopeptidase activity, intramembrane cleaving. The record is from RefSeq and is a predicted model, not a curated record. The transcript has 18 exons.